Molecule: messenger RNA, 1512 nt
Organism: Anopheles coustani
Lineage: Eukaryota; Metazoa; Arthropoda; Insecta; Diptera; Culicidae
Product: tRNA modification GTPase GTPBP3, mitochondrial
Exons: 3
Biological process (GO): tRNA wobble uridine modification; tRNA methylation
Cellular component (GO): cytoplasm; mitochondrion
Molecular function (GO): GTPase activity; GTP binding; protein binding
Source: RefSeq, a predicted model, not a curated record
GUAUUUAAAAGGUGCAGUUCGACAAUUUUCGGAUUAUCAUCAGGAUUGGGAAAAUGUGGCGUUGCGGUCAUUCGAGUUUCCGGUGGAGCUUCGAAGGAUAUUCUUCAAAAGAAAACACGACUAAAAAAGGUUCCCGAACCACGGAAGGCGUUGCUGACAAAGAUUUAUCACGGCCAAACGGAUGAAAUGAUCGAUCGUGGACUUUUGCUUUGGUUUCCAGGUCCGAAUAGUUUCACUGGUGAUGACACGAUUGAGUUCCAUGUGCACGGUGGAUCGGCUAUAGUUUCGGCCAUGUACGACAGCUUGGGCACUUUUCCCGACACCAGACUGGCGGCACCGGGCGAAUUCACCAAACGGGCGUUUUAUGCCGGCAAAAUGGAUCUUACGGAAGUGGAGGGUCUUGCCGAUUUAAUUCACGCCGAAACGGAAGCCCAAAGGAGGCAAGCACUGCGUCAAGCAAAUGGACAACUUUCUCACAUUUAUAAUGGCAUGCGUUCGCGCCUUGUCAAGGCAAUCGCGAGCGUUGAAGCGUACAUUGAUUUCGCCGAAGACCAGGAUGUAGAUGAUGGCGUGUUGGAUGCGACUUUGGCCGAAGUGGAAUCAUUAAUUACCGAACUCAAAUCCCAUCUCGACGACAACCGACGGGGAGAGCGGCUUCGCAACGGUGUCCGUGCGGCCAUUGUGGGGGCUCCCAAUGUGGGAAAGAGUAGCCUCAUAAACCUACUCAGCCAACGGAACGUAUCAAUUGUAACUAACAUAGCAGGCACUACGCGGGACAUUGUAGAGUCACAUUACGAUAUUGCUGGUUAUCCGGUGGUACUUGCCGAUACGGCAGGAUUACGCCCGUUCACCGAUGAUAUCGUCGAAAGUGAAGGGAUCGCACGGGCCAGGGCGUACGUCGAUGCUGCUGAUUUGCUGGUGUUAGUUCUCGAUGCGAGCAAAAUAGAACAACCUGCCCGGGUAGAUCUGCAGCUUCGAGAGUAUGCAAUAUCAAUCGGGCUUUCAGAAGCAGCCCUGGCACGAGCUUUGAUCGUACUGAACAAAUGUGAUCUGUUGACGGACGCAAUUGUGGAAGCUUUGAAGACUAACACCUCCUUGAACCUCAUAUCGUGCAAGAACGAAGCAGGUCUUCCGGAAAUGUUGGAUCGCAUGAAAACGCGACUGGUGCAGUUGUGUGGAAAUCCUCUCACCGAAUGCCCAACCAUAAGUCAGGAGCGACAUCGGUACCACCUCAAGAAAUGCUUAGAACAACUCGAGCGAUAUCGAAACUAUUUUGCGGACACCAUUGUAGGUGAUCGGGAUUUGGCCAUCGUAACGCAUCACUUGCGCGCUGCCGUCCGAAGCAUAGGGAAAAUAACGGGUUCUGUAGAAACAGAGGAAAUUUUGGAUGUAAUAUUCAGUACGUUUUGCAUAGGAAAGUAACGGAUCGCCAUUUGCUGCUAAUAGCCAAAUUGUAUUCAAGCUAAAUGACCCAUGUUUCCUUUAAAGCGAAUCCAAGACCCAUAAAAUGUG